AUGCAUCUGCUCGCUACGUUACUAUUCGUUUUGAACUUCGUCCACCAUGUGUGUGCGAAAAGAAAACUGGUGGCUUCAUCGCUAGUAAGCUGCUUGGACGGCUCAGGACUAGUAGCCAAUUCUUUUUCGGUGACAUUUGAUCCAGACAGCAGAGCUCUUCACUACUCUCUAGACAUGACCACCGAGAUUGAUAACUAUAUUACUGCUGAUGUAGAGGUGUGGGCAUACGGUUUCAAAAUCAUCACAAGAUCGCUGGAUUUAUGUUCGCUAAAUUGGAAGCAAUUUUGCCCCUUACAUCCAGGUAAUGUUCAAGUUGAGUCGAUCGAAUAUAUCUCGAAGGAUCUUGUGAAACAGAUUCCUGGUAUUGCAUAUCAGGUUCCGGAUAUUGACGCCUUUGUACGUGUAAAAAUUCAUCCACGUGGAAACAAAGCGGAAACUUUGGCAUGCAUUCAAGCUUUUUUCUCCAACGGUAAGACCGUAUCCCAGACAGGUGUCAAGUGGGCUACCGCUGUUAUUGCAGGAAUAGGUUUGCUGUGCUCUGCUAUCUUGUCGACUUUCGGGAACUCAAACGCUGCCUCCCAUAUCUCGGCUAACACGAUGUCACUUUUCCUGUACUUCCAAUCAGUUGUCGUGGUAUCCAUGCAGCAUGUCCACAGAGUACCACCAAUUGCCGCUGCAUGGUCAGAAAACUUGAUUUGGUCGAUGGGGCUUAUUCACAUCAAUUUCAUGCAAAAAAUUUUCAGAUGGUUUGUACAGUCGACUGGUGGUACUCCAUCGUUGUAUUUGACCUCUAAAACCAUUUCUGUACUUGUACAGAGAGGCUACGACAUACUAGACAGCGUUCCUCUACUGAAACGUGCAGCUGAUGUGCUUUAUGGAAAUUCUACUGUGCUUAUUGAAAGAGGUAUAAAGAGGUUGGCUCACCGGGCCGGUAUCGAAAACACUUCGAUUGUUUGCACAGGGUUCACCUUCUUUUUCUUAUGCGGUUAUUUCCUCGCUGGUUUCAUCAUAGCUUCCAAGUAUGCCAUUGAUCUAAGCAUCAAAGCUGGGUGGAUGAACAGAAACAGAUUUUCAGACUUUAGAGGCAAUUGGCGUGUGAUUCUCAAGGGUACCCUAUUGCGCUACACGUACAUUGGCUUUACCCAGCUCACUUUGUUGAGCUUCUGGGAAUUUACCCAAAAUGAUUCUCCUGCAGUUAUUGUCAUUGCAGUGCUUCUGAUCAUACAGGCCUUGGGGCUCAUGCUAUGGGCCGCAUUCAGAACAAUUUCCUUUGCUAGACUCUCAGUUCAGCAAAGGAAAAAUCCCGCGGCUCUUCUUUAUGGUGAUCAGCGCAUUCUGGACAAAUAUGGGUUUUUCUACACCAUGUUCAGUGCCAAGCGUUACUGGUGGAAUUGCGUCAUACUGUCAUACAUUCUUUUGAAAACUAUUUUCAUUGCGUUCUGUCAGGGUUCGGGUAAAACUCAGGCGUUGGCAAUUUUCAUCUUUGACUUGGCAUACAUGAUUGUUCUCAUUGUUUACCAACCCUACUUCGAUCGUCCUACCAACAUCGUCAACAUUUUGAUUACCACCGUAACGACGGUCAAUUCAUUUUUGUUCCUAUUCUUCUCUGACUUAUUUGGCCAGCCUUAUAAUGUCUCGUCGAUUAUGGGGUGGGUAUUUUUCAUUAUGAAUGCAGCUUUCUCCCUCAUUCUUCUAGUGCUCAUCCUCAUUUUUGUCAUCCUAGUCGUUUGCUCUAAUAACCCAGAUUUGAGAUUCAAGCCGGCCAAAGACGAUAGAACUUCGUUCCAGAGAUCAUCUGGGAGCCACGGAAAAAUAAAUAAAUCUGUUGCGGCCGAAUUAAUGGCAUUGGGAAACACUGCCAAGAACCACGAUGAAAAUUGGGAAGAGGGGCUCUACGCCCAGCAAAAGCUGCAGAAAGACCGCAGUAUGUCGGGGUUGGACUACUCCGAUGAAAAGUUAGCAAGUCCCCAGUCAACAUCAGAGGAUAAUGAAGGUGUCCAGCCGUCAUUAGCUGAGAGGUUGAAGCGCAAACUAUCUUUCAAGCGUGCGAAAUCGACCUCGUCAAGAAACAGGCCUGAGAAAGAUAGCGAGGCGGUCAAAUCAGAAAACGCCAUAACGUCUCUAUCUCGCGAGCCCUCAGAUUCAUCAAAUGCCGCAGCGGCGGUCAAGAGAGACUACCCCGGUAUCCACAACAGACAGCAGUCGGAUUCGAACAAUGGUCUGAUGCACUCUUAUAAUGUCGCCGAAAAUGGACGAUUAGCAACUCAGGAAGAAGACGAUCAUCCUUUGGUGGGGGCAAAUGGGCACCAGGCACCAAAUAUUGAGAGGAGUAACGAAUUGGCAAGAGAUGAAAGCAUGGAUUCGGUCAAUGCUGCUACUCAGCCGCACGCCACUUCUUCGACCGAUCUUUUUACACACAAUAAUGGUUCUUACUAUGGAAGGUUAUAA
Lachancea sp. 'fantastica' is the source of this 2448-nucleotide messenger RNA. Lineage: Eukaryota; Fungi; Ascomycota; Saccharomycetes; Saccharomycetales; Saccharomycetaceae. The record is from the annotation of a GenBank genome assembly.